Molecule: messenger RNA, 1044 nt
Organism: Adineta steineri
Lineage: Eukaryota; Metazoa; Rotifera; Eurotatoria; Adinetida; Adinetidae
Source: the annotation of a GenBank genome assembly
AUGGUUGGAAUUGAUGCCCAAAAUAAGAAUAUUCUUGAUAGGAAGUUUAUUUGUUCAGACUGCUCAUUAAUUUUACGUGAUCCUGUUCAACUCACCGCAUGUGGACAUCGAUUAUGUCAUUCUUGUUCUCUCAAUCAAAAUCAAACUCUUAUGGCUUGUUCUCAAUGUCAUAUGCAAACACCAUCAGAUCAAAUUCUAGUCGAUCGUGGUUUCAAAAAUGAUAUGCGUACUUUACCUAUUAUAUGCUCAUAUUGUGAUUGGGCUGGUACUCUACAAAACUAUGAAAAACAUCUUGAGCAACUUCAUCAACAUUCAAUAGCUAAUGAGGCGCAGCAAACGAAACUAUCAACUGAGGAAAAAAUAGCCUCUGUAGUUGUAGAAGGAGUGAACAAAAAUCUGGAUAUUUUAAUCCAAAAUUUACCAUUACCAGAGGAAAAUAUUAAUAAUACACAAUGUGUAUCUUAUGAUGGAACAUUAAUAUGGAAAAUAACAAGUUUUAAUGAAAAAAUGAUGGAUGCUAAAUCUAAAAGACAACCAUCGAUCUAUUCACCACCAUUUUAUUCCUCGCCUACUGGCUAUAAAAUGCGAGCUGAAUUAUAUCUUCAUGAGGAUGGUAAUGCUGGAAGAACGUAUAUGUCACUCUGUUUUGUUCUUAUGCGUGGUUCAUAUGAUGCAAUAUUAAAGUUUCCUUUUAACUAUAAAGUUACAUUUUGUCUAUACGAUCAAACACCACAACAACGACAUAUAAUUGAUUCAUUUCGACCUUAUAUGGAAUCUAAUAGUUUUCAACGAUCAAGAUCAGAAGUGGAUAUAGCGAGUGGUAUUCUUAAAUUUGUUUCUUUGGGAAUGAUACAACAAGAAGGUAAUCCAUAUGUUCGAGAUGAUACAAUGUUUAUUAAAAUCAUGGUUGAUUUUGGUGAUAUACCCACAACUUUAUUAUCAUAUGCAUUAAAUCUAAAUCCUGGACUACCGAUGCAUAUUCAACAAAGUAUGAUUGAAGAAGAACAAAACAAGCGGCUUUUCAACAAAGAAAAUACAUUGUAA